CCCAAAACCCUAAACUUUGGCCAUUUCUCUCUAGUUUUCUACAAUGGCUUCUCGCUGCAGAUCUUUUUCAAGACCCGCCUUUUCUUUUCUGAAAUCCACCGUCAACAAACCACCUCUUAAGUCCAGACCCAUCUCUUCUCUCCCAUCCACCCCAUCACUCUCAAGGUCGGCUCCUCCGCAGUUGGGUUGUAUUCAGUCUCUGCUGCCAUUUCACACGGCGGUCUCUUCAGCUCGGCUGACGUCAUGCCUCGGCAUUGACUCGAGGAGCUCGAGGUCGUUGUCUCAGGGUACGCUCGGUGCAAACCCAGGAGUUUGAUAUCUUCACUCUUUUGUAUUUAUUAUCUAGCUGGGUCUCAGUGUGCCGCGAUAAUGAAAGGAGAUUGAAGUUGGAAGAUAGAGGCUUAGACCGAGUGUCACAUCCCCUCUGUUGUCAGCGUGUCCUUUGCAUCAACUACUGGAGUUAAUUUUUACAGUUCUGUAAACGGAGGAUGUAGCUGCAGGAUUUGAUAUCCCUGAUUCGUUGCUAUAAUUUUUGAGAUUCUCCUUCAAAUUUGUUUCACCUUCCAAUGGAUUUCCCGUGUCUCCAGUGUAGUACAUUGUUGUCUCUUUACUGGAAAAGAGAAUAAGUUCAAAGC
Fragaria vesca subsp. vesca is the source of this 635-nucleotide messenger RNA. RefSeq lists its product as uncharacterized. NCBI's taxonomy places the organism in Eukaryota, Viridiplantae, Streptophyta, Magnoliopsida, Rosales, Rosaceae. Bases 44 to 316 code for a protein of 90 amino acids. The transcript is spliced from 3 exons. The record is from RefSeq and is a predicted model, not a curated record.